AUGCAGCAGAUGGUCCAGCUGGCUAAGAUAAAAGCCACAGCUGUCUGGACAUGUACUGUAGUCAUCUCCCUGCUGGUUGUAUGCUGUCAUACACAGAAGCUCAACGUCCACUGGGGUCCUCAGUCCAUGAUGUACCUGAAGGGGAAACAUGGCAGGAGGUUUGUCUCAGAGGAGGACGGCAGUGUCCUGAAGCAGGGUCUGCAGGGCUGGUAUGCAGUUCUCAGAGGCAUUCAGAGGCUGCAGUCACUGGACAUCAGUAAACCCAGUCACAUCGUGAGCUCAGAGAAAGUCCUGAUCCACUACCUCCAGGAAAGAUGAGAGCGUCUGCACACCAACACUUCACACACACUUGAGUUCAUCACAAUCAGGCUCCAGUUUCUAUUGAAUGCGACAGGCAGAGACACAAGAGGUGCUACGACCCGCCCAUCAGCAGUUUUACAUGAAUACUUUCUGUGUUUCUACAGAGAGUGAAGGAUUGUUUAUUGUUUUACAGUUUCCUCUGUGAGUUGUUACGUUUUUUUCUUUGUAUUUUUAACUCAUGAAUAAUCUGUGUGUGCGCGCUUUGUACAGAUUCCAGGUUGCUGUAUAUAAAACUGAACAGAAUGAGACAAAAUGUUCUGAAUAAAUGAUGAACAUGGUCUUUACAUCUCUGUUGUCUCUGUCUGUCUGGCUGCAGUGUGUCAGUGUGUCCACCAGAGAGCAGCAGUAGAUAACAUGAAACCUGUCCACACAGAACUGAACUCUUAGUUAACUAUGGAAGGCCAUCUGAAUCAUUACUAGAUAAAUAAAUAAAUACAGAGCUGUG
Molecule: messenger RNA, 805 nt
Organism: Seriola aureovittata
Lineage: Eukaryota; Metazoa; Chordata; Actinopteri; Carangiformes; Carangidae
Product: spexin prohormone 2-like
Exons: 5
Coding region: 1-318 (105 amino acids)
Molecular function (GO): neuropeptide hormone activity
Source: RefSeq, a predicted model, not a curated record